Eimeria tenella is the source of this 648-nucleotide messenger RNA. RefSeq lists its product as uncharacterized. NCBI's taxonomy places the organism in Eukaryota, Apicomplexa, Conoidasida, Eucoccidiorida, Eimeriidae. The record is from RefSeq and is a predicted model, not a curated record. Bases 1 to 648 code for a protein of 215 amino acids. The transcript is spliced from 2 exons.
AUGAAGCCGUUAGAGGAAGAUCCUGCGCUGCAGCAGGAGCAGCGAGAGCAGCAGCAGCAGCAACAGCAGCAGCAGCAACAGCAGCAGCAGCAGCAGCAACAGCAGCAGCAGCUACUGCCUGACGAGAAUGAACACCGCAAGCAUCAACACAAGCAUCAGCGCAAGCUGAACAUGGAGGUGGAGCAGCAGCAGCAACAGCAGCAAAACCAGCAGCAACAAGAGCGGCAGCAGCAACACACGCCGUCGCCGUCGCCACAGCAGCAGCAGCAGCCGCAGCAGCCACAGCAGCUGCAGCAGCAGCAGCAGCAAGAGCAGCAGCAGUGCGAGGCGGAGUGCCAGCAGCAACAGCAGCUGCCGGAAGAGCAGCAGCAGCAACAGCAGCAGCAGCACCAGCAACAGCAGCAGCACCACACCACGCAUCACCAGCCACCGUCGCCACAGCCACAGCAGCAGCAGCAGCAGCAGCAGCAGCAGCAAGAGCGGCCGCGAGGGAGGAGGCCGCAGGCAGUGUCUCUUCCUGCUGCUGCUGUUUUAUCUUUUUCUCGCAGCAGCAGCAGCAGCAGCGCCCUCCGCUGCAGCAGCAGCAACGGGCAGCAGCAGCAGCAGCUGCUGCUGCUGCUGCGCAGAACCCCCAUGGGUUCUUGCUAG